GCUUUGCGGGCUCUGGCCAAAGAAGGCUCCCGGAGGUUGAGAGAUGGAGUCGGCGGCGGAGGAGUUGAUGCCGCGGCUCCUGCCUGUGCAGGACUGCGACCUCUCGGAGGACUUCGACCCCACCGUGCCCCCCAGAACACCCCAGGAAUAUUUAAAGCGGGUCCAGUAAGUGGGCGGCGGCCUGGCCGGGUGUCUGUGGGCGCCCCCUUGGUAGGUCGGGGUGGGGAGCGGGGCUGCUCCGGGGGGCAGAGGGAGCGGGCUGGGAUCGCCUGCCAGCCCCUUCCGGGGAACAGAGAGGCCAAUAAUGUUUCUCACUGCCAAGUGGACCCUCCUGCACACCUGGGCACGGCUGCUGCUGCUUCCAGCGUGCUUGCAGUUUGCAUAGAGCUGAUCAGGGCAAGUGCUUCUUUUGAUGGCCAGAUGUGCGUGCAGUUCUGUCGGGAUCGGGUCAUUUACUUCCCAGAGGCUGGCUGUAGGCCACUAUUUUUAUUUUUUAGCACAUUUCUUUUUCCUUUUCUUUCUUCCCCAUCCGCAUCCCAUCUUAGGAAACAAAACAGUUUUGUCUUCUUAAAUUUUGAAGUACAGGAACACAUCGUGACAGCCGCCAUAGCCACGUGCACAAAGUCCAAAAAUUCAGGCAGAUUCUUUGUUUUGAUACACACACACACCAAAGAGUAUCAGUACAUACUUCUAUACCCAGUUGGUUAGGAUCAGCUGACAGGGGCAGACUAUGGAGAUGACAACGGGCGAUGUUCACAUGUUGGAAUUUGGGGAGAUCAGUGCUCACUUUCCUUAUCAGCUGUGUGACAUGACUGCAGUGUUGUUACCUGGGAGUAAGCUCUGUUGAAAGCAUUGGGCCUUACUUCUGACUGCAUAGAUUUAACGUAAAACACAUUGAGCGUUAACCAAAAAAUGUUCAGCCAACAAGAAAAAAUUCAAAGAAUACUUAGCCAAAUAUUGUAACAUAAGACAAAAACACAACACUUAUCUUUUAAAUAGUAAUACAGUUUUCAGCUGUAGUUUGUGAAGCACAUAUGGAUAACGUUUCUGCUGCCCUUCUAUGUUAUGUUCUGGAUUAAUAGUUUUAUAUCGCAGCCUGUUCUUUUGACUGAUCAAAAAAGCCUAAAAAUAAAACAUUCUCAUUGAAAAUACAUAAAACAGCUCAAAGAGGCAAAAUUAUAUAAAAGAGAAGAAGGCAAUCAAGAUUCUCAAUGAAGCCCAGUUGAGGACAAAGGGUGGGAUAGAUUGUGACAAUUUCCUUAAGUAUUUCAGUGUGUCGCAUAUAGAAAACCUCAUUUUACAUGGUAAACUUACAGGGAAAUCAGAAGGCACUCCAAAUUUUAGACCCCAUUUUUGUUUUGUAGGAUUGAAGCUGCAAAAUGCCCUGAUGUUGUUGUGGCCCAGAUAGACCCCAAGAAAUUGAAAAAGAAGCAGACUGCGAAUAUUUCAGUAAGUUUUGAAGAACUGUAUCCAUAAACUUCUUGAGAUAAAAUAGUAAAGUUGGAAGCACUUGAGUCUGAUUGUUCUCUUGUUUUAAGAAUGUGCCAUGCUAUUGCAAUUUCAGGGUUUGUUUUGCAAAAGUAGACACCAUCCACGUAAACUGCCAAGGCUUUUGAGGGUUUUUCAGUCACAAAAUUGAACACCUUGCACCAGGCAUGUGGCUGGUGUUCUUGCAGAACAGGACUUGAAAUUGCAACAACAUGGUCCUGCCUUAAAAUGUAACUACUGGUAUGCUAAAUUCUUAACAAAGCCAUAUUCAUUCUUUCCUUUGUUAGCUUUCAGGAUGCCAACCUGCCCCUGAAGGGUAUUCUCCAACUCUGAAAUGGCAACAGCAACAAGUGGCACACUUUUCAGCCAUUCGACAGGUGAGUAAUGAUUACACACACCCAAUACAGUGGUACCUCGCAAGAUGAAUGCCUCGCAAGACAAAAAACUCGCUAGACGAAAGGGUUUUUUGUUUUUUGAGCUGCUUCGCAAGACGAUUUUCCCUAUGGGCUUGCUUCGCAAGACGGAAACGUCUUGCAAGUUUGUUUCCUUAACACCGUUAAUACAGUUGCGACUUGACUUCAAGGAGCAACUCAUAGAACGCGGUGUGGUAGCCUUUUUUGAGGUUUUUAAAGACUUUGGUGAUUUUUGAAGCUUUUCCAAAACUUUCCCGACACCGUGCUUCGCAAGACGAAAAAAAUCGCAAGACGACAAAACUCGCGGAACGAAUUAAUUUUGUCUUGCGAGGCACCACUGUAUGUUGUUUUUCCUGGUAUAUUCUAACACACUUCCUGAAUCUUCUUGUCAGCCUGAGAGAACUCCCAAAGAUCUGCAUUCUAAAGAUUUGGCCUCCCAAUAUUAAACAUGCUCUCAGAUCAACUAACUUUCAAGAGUUUUUUUAAAAUAGAAAGGAUCACAUUGUGUUGAUUUGUAUAAUGUUAUAGUCCUUAUCAAAAACAACAACCAAAUUCAGCCUGCCACUCAUCUCACUCUUUUUCCUUUUGAAAUAAGAUUUAAUUCUGUUGAGGUCUUUUUAACUGAUCAAUGCUGUAGUCAUUAGGUUUUAAUUAUAAAUCUUUCAGAGUGUGAACAAGCACAGGAAUCAUUGGAAGUCGCAACAUUUGGACAGUAAUGUAGCAAUCGUAAGUUGAAUAUAACAUAUUAACCGUGUUGUCAACCUGUUUGUUCCAUAAUACUUCAAUUCAGCCCCCUAUAAAUGCCUUUUUAAAAAUUUUGUUCUUGGGUCACAUUAUAAAUCCAAGUGUUGUUGUUGAGGUAACUGUGUUACUAAGUGAAAAUACAGGAUUGACUUUUUUGAGGGUAGAAUUUUCUUUAACCUAAUGGAAAAAAAACACCCCACAACAUUUAAAUAAGAAAAGUAAUUUGCCUUUUUGCAUUCUUCAGCCCAGAGUGGAGGAUGAAGAAGGCUGGAAAAGGUUUUGUCUAGGUGAAAAGUCCUAUUUAGACACAGCUGUUGAAGUAUCCAGAGAUGAAGAUCAAGGAAUUGAUUAUGUACAAGUGCGUAUUAACUUUGGACAAAAGUGUUGAAUAUCUAUUGUACAUCCUUGUUCAGAGUUCCUAGGCAUGUUUUUAUGGGCAUUUGACACUCUCAUUUAAUAAAGAUGUUUUUUAAAAAAAAACAUUGGGUGAUAACCCACUUUGUCCACCACAGAGAUACCUUCCACUGAUACAAUGUGACUUCUCCUUCCUCUCCUCCUUUGUACAGCCUUGCCCUGCACUUACAAAAUCUGCUCUGGGGUUUUGGGGACCCUCUGGAACAGAUUUGGAGAGGAGGCACAAAUGAAGGGGGUGUCUUGUUUGUUAUCACCCAUUGCCAGCAAAGUGCUGCUGUUUGAGUGCUAAACUAAUUCUGAUUUCCAUCAAAUACAUCUGUAUCCUACAAAAAUCCUAUCUAUUCUAAUGGAGUUUUUUUCUCUCUGCUAGAUUGGCUUUCCUCCAUUGCUGAGUAUUGUUAGCAGAAUGAAUCAGGUAAUUCUAUUUCUUUCACUCUACAAAUAUGGCUGAAACCAGUGAAUUCUUUAGAUUUAUACUGUCCACUUACUCAUAGACAUCCUACCAUCAUACAUAUUGCUUGUGGAAAGUUGCAUCCAGCUCUGAACUACAGUUUGCUAGUUAUGAUCUAACAAAAAAUUUUAUGAAAGUUUGUAGGAAUAUUUGUCACAGACAGCAACCUGAUUUUCAAAUUGGAUAUGCCAGUGAAAUAUAAAUGUUUAUGAUAAGACUGUUCAGCAGGGAUGGGGAAUUGGAUCUGCACUAGAGGGCUAGAUCCAGAAGUGGCUAGCCUUCUGCAGGACACUUUGAUAGGUGAUGGGGCCACUCACUCACCUGUCAAGUCACUUGAUGUCAUAUGAUAUCAGGUGGUCAAAAGUUUAAGCCGUGGCUGCAAACAAAGACACUUCCUUUGCAGACCAAACUUGAGUUCUGCCCUUUUUAAAUUUGGCACCUUUUUAGUGCCUCUGCAGGGUGAUGGGAGAAAGCAGCUUAUUUCAAAUUCAAGAAGCACCUAUUUUGGCUGCAGAAGAAGAUUGCCAACCUCUGAAGGCUAGUGGGCCUAAUGAGGCCUGUGGGCUAGACACAGGGUUUUCCAAACUUUGGUUUCCAGCUCUUUUUUGGACUACAGUUUCCAUCAUCCUUGACCACUGGUCCUGCUAGCUAGGGAUGAUGGGAGUUGUAGUCCAAAAACAGCUGGAGACCCAAGUUUGGGAAACCCUGGGCUAGAGGUUAUUUCAUAGCAGCAGCAGCAGAAUAAUAAUAAUAAUAAUAAUAAUAAUAAAAUUUAUUUAUACCCCGCCCUCCCCAGCCAAGGCUGUGUUGUCACCGCAGGGUGGCUUUGCAUGUGUAUUCAAAACAGGUUUAUUGUGAUCCAUUUAGCCAUUUGCUUCCUUGAUCCUUAGCAUUUGUGUAAGUCAGUCAGGAACCUGCAGCCCUCCAUGCUAGCUGGCGCUUAUGGGAGCUGGAAUCCACCCACAACUUGGGAGGACCAGAUUCCCUGCACGUGGUAUAAAAUAUCUAAUAUAGCUGUUACAUCUUUUCGAAUAAUGCAAGGGAUGUAUGGAAACACUAGCUGCAGAAAACCCUUCUUCAUAACUGCUUCUCUUGUUCUUAAAAGGCAACAGUAACCAGUGUCUUGGAGUACCUGACAAACUGGCUUGCAGAGAAGGAAUUUACUCCAGAACUGGUAACUUGCACUCUUUCUUUUUUGUUUUGUUUUGGAAGUCAAAGAAGGCAAUCUGGGAAGUUAGGCUAAAGAAAAAUAAUACAGUGGUACCUUGGAAGUCUAACGGAAUCCAUUCCAGAAGUCCGUUUGACUUCCAAAACGUUCGGAAACCAAAACGCGGCUUCUGAUUGGCUGCAGGAAGCUCCUGAAAGCUAAAUUUGGCUUGAGAAAACCACAUGUCUCUAUUUUAUGGUGACUGGGUUGCUAUGGAUCUUUCACAGUGGUAAUCCUUAGAUCAAGGUGUAUUUUGAUAAAACAAGGCAAUAACUAUUUUACUUAAGUGUUAAAUUCUUGUUGCAACUUUUGUUGAAUUUCUCUAGGGCAGAUGGCUUUAUGCGCUAUUGGCUUGUCUUGAAAAACCAUUGUUGCCAGAGGCUCACUCCCUCAUUCGGCAGUUGGCCAGACGAUGCUCUGAAGUGAGAGUCUUAGAAGUAAGAUGAAUCAACAAAUUAUUGUGGCAGAAAAGUAAUAGAGGAAUUUAUAAUCUAUGCUAAUUGCUCAUCGUUUCCUUUUCCUGUAACCAUCUGGGUUGUAUGAAAUGUGUGUUUUUUACAUUUUGUUUCUUUAUAUAUUCUGAAAAUGACAAUUCAAAGCAUGGCAGAAAAGAGAAUUUGGGGUACAGUGAAUGUUCAAAAUGCUGACAGUUCUUAAUUAAUUUAGUGAAUGCCUGAAUUUAGUGAAUCACCUGUUUUCAGAAGCAUAACAGCAAAUGCUGAUAACAUAAGAAAUUACUGUCACAUCCAGUGCAGUGUGUUUUGAGUCACAAAUAUGUUUGGGAUUGUUGACAUUUGCUGUAACAUACUACAUUAACUUCAUUUUUCUUCUGUUGCAGGAAAACAAGAAUGAUGAAAAAGUGUCUGCUCUGAACUUGUUAAUUUGUUUAGUUGGCAGGUAUGGCAUAGUUGCAUAACUAUUAAGAGCAGGUUCAAAGCUGCAAGCCACUGGGCCAGAUUUGCAGCCCUAAAGGAGAAAGAGCUGAAUUGUAAUUCUGUAUAAGGCUAUUUAAGGAUUGUAAGCUUGAGUCACUCAAUGGUCUGACAGAAGCUUUGGAUUUUUAAGUCCUGUAGUUUUGUGGCUUUCUAGGCUGUUUCAGUUUCUUUAUGCAGAUUUAGGGGGCAAAGUUCAGCCAUCACUCACCCUAUAAUCCAGCGCGAUGAGGCUUCUGGAUGGCUUAUAAUAUGCCCUGACCACAAGAACCACAUACAGUGGUACCUCGGGUUAAGUACUUAAUCCGUUCCGGAGGUCCGUUCUUAACCUGAAGCACCACUUUAGCUUAAUGGGGCCUCCUGCUGCUGUUGCGCCGCCGGAGCACAAUUUCUGUUCUCAUCCUGAAGCAAAGUUCUUAACCUAAGGUAAUAUUUCUGGGUUAGCGGAUUCUGUAACCUGAAGCGUAUGUAACCCGAGGUACCACGGUACUGUUUUUCAUAAAGGCUAUAAUUUGUCUGCUCCUCGUUUCCCCCUCCCUCUCGUCACUUCUCCUCAGAAUUGCUUGAGGAUGCCUCCUUAUUCAUCCGGGAUCAAUAGGUUCUGAUUCCUUAUCAAAAGUGUAUUGCAAAGUAGGGGCAGAGGGAAUGAAUAUCACAACAGAAUUAAAUAACUGUCACCUUUUAUAGGAUUCUUUCAAGUUGUUUUAGCCUUUAUUCACUACCAGUUUAUUCACUACCAAGGCAAAACCUGUUUGGAACCUCUUUGUUGUUAUAAAUCAGAGCUAAGGAACCUUGUUGAGACCCACAUUCCCUUGAAGGUAAUCUUUUGUGGGGCUGCAUGCCAGCAGGGACUACAAAUGCACAGGAUUAUUAACCUUAAGAAAAGCUGAGCCACCUACCACCCCGGCCUGUGUUCUUGAAGAAACAACUGAAAUUGGUAUAGUUUUUGCAUUCAUUUAGUACAUCAGUGUUCAGUUGAAGGAGUUUGAGAUACCCAAGUGUAUGUGUUGUGUUUCUUUGACAUUUUAAGUUUUUGUGUAGGCUUUCCUUAGCGACUUGUAUAACUUUUGUGGAUUCUUUCCCCCCAAUAGGUAUUUUGACCAGCACGAUCUGGCUGAUGAAGCAUCCUGACAAGUCUGGAAAGCAUAAAAGCAUGGGAUGCCAUUGUUUCUAGGGCACUAUGCAAGCCAGUGUUAUUAGCUAGCUCCUCUGUGACAAGUGUGACGAACAGCAGAGAUAUCCCAUCUUCCAGUGUGAUCUCCCUGAGUAGGGGGGGAAUUCUGUAGAAAAUGAAUAGUUGGAAUGUCUUUUUAGCAAGCGUGGCUGGAAAACUCAGCUUGGGAAAGGUCACCAACACAGUGCCUAAAACACUUUCUGAAGGACCCAUUUGCCUGCAGCUAGUGUGUGAUUGCAGUUCAUAUACCAAACUCCUCCUCAUUCAAGCUACACCAUGGAACAAGACUGAUUCUGUCAUUGAAAACCCUGCAGGACUGAAUCUGGCUAGUGUAAAGUUUUUAUAAUAUUAUGUUUUUAUAAAUAAAGUUAUUCAAAAGAG
Podarcis lilfordi (Lilford's wall lizard) is the source of this 7204-nucleotide messenger RNA. NCBI's taxonomy places the organism in Eukaryota, Metazoa, Chordata, Lepidosauria, Squamata, Lacertidae. The record is from the annotation of a GenBank genome assembly.